This is a messenger RNA of Schistosoma rodhaini, 1495 nucleotides long. The record is from the annotation of a GenBank genome assembly. Lineage: Eukaryota; Metazoa; Platyhelminthes; Trematoda; Strigeidida; Schistosomatidae.
CUGUCUCUGAACUCCACUCAACUACUGAUGGAUUUGAAUGAAUCCUUUUGUUACAAACUAAUUUAGAUUAAUAUUUUCAGUAUGGGGCUGUGGAGAUUUGAAUUUCAUUGAAAUUAUGAACUGAUCUGAGCCGGCAAUUAUUAGUAGUAUUGUGUUGGUAUUUUUAUCACUGAUUUACGAACUGUUCGAGUUUAAUAAGAUAACUGAACAUAUCAGGAGAACUUGAUUACUUCUGAUGACCAGACAAUGAAACCAACUUUUUACUAAAUUACAAUUCAAACAUAUACUCAGCUUAAAAAAUUGCGAAGUGUAUUUACUUUUACGAUUGUUUGGUUACUCUUAAGGUAUAGGAAAUAGAAUUAUAUUUUUCGUAAUAUUUAAAUUCUAAAUGAAAUCUUUUUUUCGCAGCCUAAAAUAUCUUUGGAGAUGCUUUAACCAUCCUAUGGAUAAGCGUUCGGUUUAAUAAAAAAACAGUCUUUACAUUAGAAUGUACCUUUUGUAUAACAUAAAUCGGUAUUAGUGUAUAUUUUAAGAUAAACGUUCUUAUGCGUGAAGUCGACAUUAGCUAUCACGUUUCUAGUGUUUGUUUUUUUAUUUAAGUAGGUAGUGGCUUAAUAGUUGGAGAGAACUUUUGAGCUUAUAAAAUUUCUAUCAUUUGAAUAUUUUCACCAGAAUGGACUUUAUCAAAAUUGAAUCACGUGUAUUUAUUCUCAUUUAAAUUUCUUUAGUUUCUUUGUUGUUUUUUUAUACUGCAGAAUCAUGAAUAAAUCAUUAGGGGAAGGUAGCGAUAUAGACGAUUCGUCUCAUCUGAGAAAGCCAACUACGAUAGAUGAGAGUUGCUCUAGUUGUCGUGCAGUCAGCUCAAUUGUCCCUUUAACUCUAUCUGCUUAUAUAAUGUAUGUGUGUAAAGGUCAAGCCUCCAAGUAUUCUGGUGUAAAAAAAGUGUCAUAUUUGACUCUAUGCACUAGUAUGUCAUUGGGUUUACUGUACAUUGGAGGGAGUCAGUUGUUCUCUCGAUGAAAUGCAAAACUACUAAUGAAAGCCUUCUAGAGUUUUCUAUGAAUGAAUGUAUAUAACAUUUUGUCUUUUGUAAUGUUAUUUUACCUCAGAAAAGUAUUGUUUUCCAACAUUAAUUUUCAAAAUUAUCUACGUUACCUAACUUUUUUGAAUAAGUGUAUUUAUUAUUAUCAUGUGAGACUUUUAAUCAAUAUAAUUGUCAUAUAUGUAUGUGAAUAUUUGUCAAUAUUUGAACGAUUAGUGUUGUGGUCUAUGUCUAGACAGAAUGCACUUUAUGUACUAGUGGAGUAUGCAGAGUAAUGUAACUGAGGAGAGUUGAAACGGGGAAAAAUAGAAGAAAGUGUGUGCUGACGACCCACCGAGCGUACAAAAUGUAUUUACGUUUAAUAAAGAAAACCAUAGGCAACAAUCAUUAAUAACAUAAGACUCAGAUUAAGACAAUCUGGAAAUCGAAUUUUUAUUCAUUUAUUUAAACACA